Molecule: messenger RNA, 483 nt
Organism: Hydatigera taeniaeformis
Lineage: Eukaryota; Metazoa; Platyhelminthes; Cestoda; Cyclophyllidea; Taeniidae
Source: the annotation of a GenBank genome assembly
AUGACGAACACUAAGGGUUAUCGCCGCGGCACGCGGUAUAUGUUUGCUAGAAAGUUUCGAAGACAUGGAACUCUACCCACGAGUGUCUAUAUGCGAGUCUACAAGCGUGGAGAUAUUGUUGACAUUGUCGGAGAUGGUGGUGUGCAAAAGGGCAUGCCCCACAAGAGCUACCAUGGGAAAACCGGUCGAGUUUUCAACGUCACCAAACAUGCUGUCGGUGUGAUUGUCAACAAACGAGUCGGAAAUCGUAUCAUUGCUAAGCGCAUAAAUGUGCGUAUUGAGCAUGUUCGUCCCAGCAAAUGUCGGCUUGAGUUUCUUAAGAGGGUUAAAGAAAAUGACGAAAAACGGAGGUUGGCGAAGGAGCAGGGUGUUCGCUACAGUCUCAAGCGCGAACCUGUUGGUCCUCGUCCUGCGCAUCUUGUGCGUACGCGUACACACCCAGUUGUCACACUUCAUCCUCUUCCGUACGAAUUGAUUGCAUAA